This is a messenger RNA of Drosophila takahashii, 2060 nucleotides long. It is a transcript of the gene lbe, whose product is annotated as ladybird early. The record is from RefSeq and is a predicted model, not a curated record. Gene Ontology annotation, cellular component: nucleus. NCBI's taxonomy places the organism in Eukaryota, Metazoa, Arthropoda, Insecta, Diptera, Drosophilidae. Gene Ontology annotation, biological process: regulation of transcription by RNA polymerase II. Gene Ontology annotation, molecular function: sequence-specific double-stranded DNA binding; DNA-binding transcription factor activity, RNA polymerase II-specific.
UUGAGAGGUCCUACGCCACUGGAUCAGCGUCGUCGUGUCGAGACAUUAGUGUUAACUGCUAAUCAGAGGAAAAUAACAAGAUUCGAGUGCCAGGUUUGCUCGAUUCAAGAGCCAUUGCCCAGCGUCAGUUGUCCAAAGUCAGUGUAGUGAUAAAGCCGUCUUAAAAUCCAAAAAAAACAAACAGUUUAGUGCUCUAACUAACCCGGAAAAUAACCAAGUGCUGUAGAGAACCUAAAUGCUCUGCCCUCCAACCAUGCGUCCGGCCAGUCCCGCCGAAUCCGAAAUCUCCGUGGGCGGAGCCCCCAGCCCGCUGCCCACGCAGCACCAUCCGCAUCCACAUCCGCACUCGCAUCCGCGGGCCAGCACCAUCGAUCUGCUGCAGCAGCAGCAACUGCUGAUGCAGCAACAGCAGCUGCUGAUGCAGCACCAUGCCGCAGCGGCUGCAGCGGCCUCCGGACUCAGCCGGAGUGCCGUCGGCAAUCUUCCGGAGGACUACUUCCAGCCGCUGAAGCGCCUGCGCAUGUCCUCGUCCUCCUCGGAGCCACGUGAGCACACGCCCAGUCCGCCGGCUGUGGUGGUUCCGGAGAACCAGCAGACCACCAACCAGACCACCAAGUCGGCCAUCGAGGGGGUCAAGAGCUUCUCCAUUGCGGACAUCUUGGGUCACUCGGAGAAGCAGCGGGAGGAGUCCGUUUCGCCGCCUCCCAAUGCCAACCUGCUGGCUCCACCCUCCUCCAGACCCGUUGGCUCCACUGGAGGAUUGCUGCAGCCCCGAACGGAACCUCUGGACGUCCAUCCGGCUGCCGCUGCCGCCAUGCUCUUACCAGGCGGUCAGAUCGUCCGUCCCUGGGAUCACCUCCUUGGCCCCGCCAUGCCCGUGCGCCCCUUCAUCCCCUCCGCCCUGCUGCACUACGAGCAGCGCCUGGCACUGGACUACCACCGCCAGCUGCAGGAGCACUUCAACGCCCAGGCCCAACUGCUGCGCCACAUGGGCAUGGACAUCAUUCCCUCGGAGAGCGGUUCCGACCGCUCCAGUUCGGCGGCCAGUGACUGCUGUUCGCCGGAGAUCGCCAGGGAUUCGGCGGCCGCCGCUGCUGCCUCCGGAGCAGGAGGAGCGUCCAGUGGUGCCAGCAAUGCCGCCGCCGUUGCCAAGGCCAAGGCCAACGGCACUCCUCUGGAUGCCCUCUUCCAGAUGACCACCAAGGACUUUGAUGAGUCACAAGACAAAUCCCAUUUGGACAUCUUUUCGAACCGGCCGCAGCCGAAGAAGAAGCGCAAGUCGCGCACGGCCUUCACCAACCACCAGAUCUUCGAGCUGGAGAAGCGAUUCCUCUACCAGAAGUACCUGUCGCCAGCCGAUCGCGAUGAGAUCGCCGCCUCCCUGGGCCUGUCCAAUGCCCAGGUGAUCACCUGGUUCCAGAACCGCAGGGCCAAGCAGAAGCGGGACAUCGAGGAGCUGAAGAAGGACUUCGAUAGCGUCAAGGUCUUUUCGGCCCACAAGUCCUUCUUGGAGAACGUGAACGAUCUGAGCAUCCUGAAGAAGAAGCCCAUGCACGAGGCGGAUAUGGUGGGAUUGGCGGCCGCAGCAGCCGCUGCUGGAAUGGUAGUUCCGGUGCCAGGAUCCGUGCCGAUGGGAGGGGCACCGCCCAAAUGAGGGCGUGGCCAGGUGCGCACCGAACCGCCAAGGCAACCUGAUGAUUGGUACAGAAAGUGAGCAACGAGGAGUCGAGUAUUUUGUUUAAUUUUGAGUCGAGUGCCGGGGAAGUUGGGCAGUUGAUUUUGCACCCAACGGAUUUCCCCAAGGCAUUAGGCGGCCAAAAGGAAGUGCCAGGACAUCCUUAACAGCUUCCGGGGCCAACGAGAAAGGGGCAAAGGCAACAUUCACUGCCAAACCCAAUUGGAGAAGAACCAGCCAGGACCAAGGCCCUUUUGCGGGCCCGCUAACAAGCCAGAACAAUCAUAACCGGAAACGGAAGUGGAAACGGAACCAGCCAGAACCAGGAUUCGGCCCUACAGCCAGGAUCACAUCGAUUAUAAUCAACCCAAUCGGCUCUUUUUAG